Molecule: messenger RNA, 3479 nt
Organism: Gymnogyps californianus (California condor)
Lineage: Eukaryota; Metazoa; Chordata; Aves; Accipitriformes; Cathartidae
Product: zinc finger protein 608-like
Exons: 7
Biological process (GO): regulation of transcription by RNA polymerase II
Cellular component (GO): nucleus
Source: RefSeq, a predicted model, not a curated record
GUGUCCUAGUAGUAAAUGUUACGUGGAGGAACAAGACUUAUGUGGGAACGCUGCUGGACUGCACAAAGCAUGACUGGGCCCCUCCCAGGUUUUGUGAAUCACCAACAAGUGACCUGGAAAUGCGAGGAGGCUGGGGCAGAGGAAAGCGGGCAAGGUCCACUGCAGCUGUACCUGGAAAUGAUGUGAGUUUUGCAGAGUCUAGAGGACUUCAGAACAAGAUUCGAGGUGGUGCCAAUGGGAAGGGAAGGAGGGGCAGCCUUAAUGCAAGUGGGUGCAGGACAUCACCAAACUGUGCUGUGGAUGAUGUCAAAGCCAGCCCCUCAUCCACAAACAAGAGGAAAAAUAAGCCUCCAAUGGAGCUAGAAUUGAACUCCAGUUCAGAGGACAAUAAAUCUGGAAAAUGUGCUCGUACUAACUCUAGAAGCACUCCCACCACCCCACAGGGGAAACUCGAGGCUACUUUUUUGGGCCAAGGUUGCUCUUCUCCAGUGCUGAUUGAUUGUCCUCACCCCAACUGCAACAAAAAGUACAAGCACAUUAAUGGACUCCGAUACCACCAGACUCAUGCACAUUUAGAUCCAGAAAACAAACUGGAGUUUGAGCCUGACAGUGAAGACAAAAUUUCAGACUGUGAGGAAGCAUUGAGUAAUGUGGCACUUGAAUGCAGUGAGCCAAGCACAAAUUUGUCAAGCUUUGAUCCACUAAAAGCACCGACAUCUCCUUCCUCCAUCACUACCCCAGGGACGCCUAAAGGAAAAAGGGAGCUGACCAGCAAUGGCCCCAGUUCAGUUAUCAGUUCCAAAACUGGCAAGAAUUCUGGCAAAAAGAAGGGUCUGAACAGUGAAUUGACCAGCCUUCCAGUAAUUUCUAAUAUGGCAUCCACACUGGACAAUUGUUUGGUAGCAGAUGGCAAUUUGCAAACUGAAACGCCCAAAUUGGAGGCUGAAGGGUUGACAGACAAGAAAAUUUUGGGUGAUAAGGACAAAGGCAAAAAAACUAAUCAUUGCAAAGUGGAUAAAAACCUUUCCAAACUGAAAACGGCCAGGCCCAUUGCCCCAGUGCCAGCACCAACUCCUCCCCAAUUAAUAGCUAUACCUACUGCAGCCUUUACAACCACCACUACAGGGACAAUACCAGGACUUCCCUCUCUAACAACUACUGUUGUUCAGGCUACACCAAAGAGCCCUCCACUAAAACCUAUUCAACCAAAGCCCACAAUUAUGGGAGAGCCAAGCACUGUAAACCCAGCUCUCACAUCACUCAAAGACAGAAAGAAAAAGGAGAAGAGAAAGCUAAAAGACAAAGAAAGCAAAGAGACUGGAAGCCCUAAGAUGGAUUCUAAGCUGGGAAAGCUGGAGGAUUCAAAAGGGUCUGGGAAAGAUUUGUCUGGACAUUUUUUAAAGGACCAUCUCAAUAAAAAUGAAGUGUUAACUAAUGGACUGUCAGAGUCUCAAGAGAGCAGGAUGGCAAGUAUUAAGGCUGAAGCUGAUAAGGUUUACACGUUCACAGACAAUGCACCCAGCCCUUCUAUAGGAAGUGCCUCCAGGAUGGAAUGCAGCACUUUGGUGAAUGGACAAUCUUCAGUUGCGCCGCUGCAUGUGUUGACACAAAGUGGUGCAGAUACUGCAGCCACUAAAACCAACAGCCCUGCUUACUCGGAUAUUUCUGAUGCGGCUGAUGAUGGUGGCUCUGACAGCAGGUCAGAGGGCAUGAAUUCAAAGGCCAGCUCUCCUUCGGAUAUUAUAUCUAAUAAGGACAGUGUUGUAAAAGAACAUUCUUCAACCACAACACAAUCGGCUCAAGCAAAAGAGUCCCAUUCUCCCUAUUACCAUGGCUACGGACCUUAUUAUUCUCCAAGUUACAUGCACUCUGGACGGGUCAGUGCCCCAGCAGCUGGGAACAGCAGUACCCCACAGGGACUGAAGAUCAAAAAAGAGGCUGAGGAAGAGACUGAAAAGAAAGAGAAGACAGAACUGUCAGAUUCCAAGAAAAGUGAAACCAAUUCCACUAAUUUGCAGCCACAACAUCAGUCAGUAAUAACGCAAAGACACCCUGCACUUGCCCAGUCACUUUUUUAUGGACAGUAUGCUUAUGGACUCUAUAUGGACCAAAAGUCCUUAAUGGCCUCUAACCCUGCUUACGGACAGCAGUAUGAAAAAUACUAUGAGGACCAGAGACUAGCAGAACAGAAAAUGGCACAAACUGGGAGAGACUGUGAAGGGAAAAAUGAACCCCCCUUGAAGGAAAUUGGCAACGGUGAUAAUAAGCAGAAAAAUAACCCAUCUGCUACUAUUUCAAAGGACCCUUCAACUCCAGAGUCAAGCAAAAAUAACACUAAAAUAGGGUCAUCAGUCUCUAACAAAGGUGAGGAGAUAAGCAAAUCACAGAUCCUUUCCAAUCACCAGCAGCAGCUUCAGUCUGACAGUUUCAAAGCCAAACAAAUGGAAAACCACCAGCUCAUAAAGGAGACUGUGGAGAUGAAAUCUGUUAUGGACUCCAUGAAGCAAACAGGAAUAGAUCCAACCACAAGAUUUAAACAGGACUCAGAUUCACGAACAUGGCAUCAUUAUGUCUAUCAGCCCAAAUACCUUGAUCAGCAAAAAUCAGAACUUGAUCGUGAGAAAAAGUUAAAAGAAGACAGCCCUAGAAAAACACCUAAAAAGGAAAGUUCCCUGCCUAACCUUCCUGUCUCAUUAGCAAGCAUUAAAGAGGAGCCUAAAGAGGUCAAGCGUUCUGAUUCUCAAUCAGUGGAUGAGAGCAAGAUAAAAAACAAUGAUCGAAAGACUCCUGUAAAUUGGAAGGACUCUCGGGGUGCUAGAGUGGCAGUUUCCUCACCAAUGAGUCAGCAUCAGUCAUAUAUCCAGUACUUGCAUGCUUAUCCUUAUCCACAGAUGUACGAUCCCAACCAUCCAGCCUAUCGUGCAGUCUCUCCUGUCCUAAUGCACAGCUAUCCUGGGACCUAUCUUACUCCAGGAUUUCAUUAUCCUGUUUAUGGGAAGAUGUCAGGGAGAGAAGAGGCAGAGAAAGUCAAUACCAGUCCGAGCAUCAAUGUGAAAUCAACUACUGAGUCCAAAGCACUGGAUUUGCUCCAGCAGCAUGCCAACCAAUAUCGCAGCAAGUCCCCUGUUCCUGUGGAAAAAUCCGCAGCUGAGCAUGAACGGGAAGCAGAGAGGGAACAAGACCAUCAUUCUCCUUUUAGCCAGAGGCAUCUCCAUACACACCAUCACACACAUGUUGGAAUGGGUUACCCACUUAUACCUGAUCGAUAUGACCCAUUUCAAGGACUGACCUCUGCUGCCCUUGUUGCCGCUCAGCAGGUGGCUGCUCAGGCAUCUGCCUCUGAGAAUGAUGAGUUUGGAAAUGUACAUUGUCAUGUGACUGGAUCACAUGAGGAAGUGCUUUAUUACAGACAUCAGUUCCAUGGUGUUAAUUUGAAAUGCCUUAAUGGCAGGUAAAAACCAGUCAUUUCAUUUUUGUAA